AUGUUUGAAGCUUUUCCCAGGUCUCGGCUGGAAGGUAUCUCAGGAGGAAGGCUCCACAGGUGGCCCCAGAGCCAGAGGGGGACAGCUGCCAGCGUCCCCAGACAGAGAACUGCCCCUCCACCCCCAUGGCAUGGGAAGCAGGCCCUGGCCACCCCAGGAGAUAGACUUGCUCGGCCUUGCUCACCAGGAGGAAACCAGUCCCUAGGGCUGGUGCAGAGCAGAGAGAGACAACAUCCAGGCCGAGAUGGAGGUGGCCCAAGUACAAUCUGGGCAGGCAGGACUCAGCCCACGGGAGGAGCCAGGCAACACAGCUCUGGGUUUGCUUCUGUGGCAGGGCAGCCCUCAGCCCAGCCGUGUGGGCAGCAGGAGGCAUCCCCAGGGCAGGAGCUGGGGGAUCGCUGCCCCAGCAGCUCAACUGGUGCCGGAGGGGAGAGCGGCCACUCCCUGGAGGCUCCUUGCAACACGGAGGCCGAGUGCUCCUCCAGUGCAGAGACCACCACCGACCAGUCAGAAAAGGACCUUGCCCCUGAGGAAAAGGCAGAGAAGGAUGAAGACUCAGCCGCAGAAAGAGAGAAAGAGGAGGAAGAGCUAGAGACUGAGGAGGAGGAGAAGCAGGAAGAGCAAGUCCUGAUCAUAGAGAAAGAAGAGGAGGACAUGACCACAGAGGAGGAGGAAGACCUGGACCCAGAGGAGAAGGAGAAGGAGGAAAUAUCUAUAGAAGAGGACAAGGUGGAGGAUGAGAACUUGUCUGCAAAAGAGAAGAAGGAGGAAGAAAACUUGGCUGCAGAAGAGGCAGAAGAGGAGGAGGAGAAGAAUGUGUCUGCAGAAGAGGAAAGGAGGAGGAAGAGAACUUGUCAGCAGAAGAGGAGAGAGGAACACCUGAUCAUGGAGCAAAAGGAAGAAGAGAAGGACCUGACCAUGGAGCAGGAAGAGGAGGAAGAGCAGCACCUGCCUGUAGAGGAAGAGGAGGGGGACCUGGCCAUGGGAAUGGAGCACCUUGCCAUGGAGCAGGAAAUGGCCAUAGAGGAGCAGGAGGAAGAGGACCUGGUCACAGAGGAGGAGGAUGUGGCCAUGCAGGGGGAAGAAGAAGAGGCGGAAGAGGAGGUAGAGGACCUGGCUAUUGACGAGGAGGACCCAGGAAUGGAGGAAGAUGAGGAUGUGCUGAUGCAAGGGGAAGAAGAAGGGAAGAAGAUGGAUCUGUCCGUGGAGGUGGAGGAGCAAGAGGACCUGGCCAGAGAGGAGGAGGAGGAGGAAAAGGAGGAGUAGAACCUGGCCACGGAGAAGGAGAGGGAGGACCUGGCCAUAGAGGAGGAAGUGGAGGAGUGGGAGGACUUGGCCAUGGGAAUGGAGCACGUGGUCAUGGAGAAGAAAGUGGAAGAGGAUGACUUGGAUGUCAGGACGAGGAGGGCAAAGCCAAGUCCUCCUCCACCUCCGUGGCCAUUUCUCCCUUGCCCAGAUGCAUAAAUAGGGCAGUAAUGAGUAGGAGCAGGGAGGGGACCUUACCUCUCUCUAUAGCUUUGGUGAGAGAGAGAAUGGAAGGAUGAUGGCCAGUUCUGGUGUCUGUGUUUUAAAAGGAUGGUGUUAAAUUGGAGAGGGUGCAGAAAAGAGUCACACAAAUGAUCUGAGAACUGGAGAAAAUGCCCUACAGUGAGAGACUCAGACUGCAGGUGGGUGAAAUUUAAUGGCCUGGAACAGUCAGGAGAUGAGAUGAGAUGAUCCAAUGGUACCUUCUGGCAUUAAGCUCUAUGACACUCUAUGAAGCAUUGUCUCACCCCCUCUGUCCCCUGCUCCAAUGUGCUUCACCGCACAGAAGGUGGGCUGGACAUCCUGGAAUGGCCCUGCUCCAAAGCGACCCUGGCGGAGAAGACAGAAGUGAGUGAGAGACGGCUGUGGGGACCUGGCAGGAGGGCAGGAAACCUUGGAGAAGCAGGGGGCUCCCUUGGGCAGGGAAGCAGAUCAGUGGCACUGGAGGGGACAGCAGAGAGCAGGGAUUCCUGGGACUGAGGACUGGGCAGCAGCCAAGAGGAAAUUCUGGGUGUAAGCGCUGGGGGCAGGUGAGGAAUUGUGGGACUGGAGGGUAAGGCGAGGCUGGAGGUAAAAAGGUAGGGGGCAGCUACGAGAGGCUGGGUGUGGGCCAUGUUGGAAGGGGAGGAAGGAUUUGGAAGGACAGGGUCCAGCUGUGUUGCCAGAGGAUCCUGCUGGCUGUGAUUGGGCAGCCUCUCUGGGAAGUGCCCAGCGGUCAGUGGGGCCUGAAUCUGACAUUCUCCUUUGGGUCUUACAGGAACUAACUGAGGAGAGGAGCUGCAUCAGGACUCUGGGCCCAGCUCUGUCCUCUCCAGCUCCAGGGACCGCACGUGAAACAUCCCGUACCAGAAGCUCCCGCCUGGUUCCCCCAGCUCCGGUGCUGCUCAGACCCAGAGAUGCUGCCUCCUCCAUGGCCAGGUUCUCCUCCACCUCCUGAACAACCUGCGGUGAUGGGUAAAGGAACCCAUGGCCACACAGAGAUACCAUGGGCAUAGGUGGGGAUUGAAUCUGGGCCCUUCACCACCAAGGGCACAAGCCCUGUCAGGCUCCCAUUCAGGAAGCCAUGGAAGGCUCUGCCUGCAGACACCCCGUCUCCAUUCCCACUGCCAGACUCUUGCCCCGGGUGACAAUGAAGAAGCAGGAGAACUCCUGGGAGAGAACCCCCGGGCUGCACAGUCGGGUGUCAUGGGGACGUCUGUGGGAGCCAUUGACAGAGUGUUCUGUUGGAGCCAUUUUCCUGCUCUGACCCGGGGGUUCUCUGCUCCCAGAAUCUCAGCCAGGGAGGCGACCCUGCAGAACAUGGCCCUGCAGUUUGGCGAUGGGCUGCAGGAGUCACCACAUAGGUGUGCAGCAGCCAUAGUGCCUGCAUUGACCAAGGGCCAAAACCUGCAGCCCUCACAGCCCAAGCUACCCCCACGGAUGGCAAUGGGAGUGUAGCCUGGGUAACUAGCUGCUGGGGCAGGGCAUAUAGAGAGAGGAUCAGAGAUGCAGCAAACCACUGGGCAGAGAAGGGAAGAAUGUAAGGGAAAGAGGAGAGCGAGGACAUCUGGGGAGCUGCUGCAGUCAAGGGACCCCAGCUGGAAGAGAGAAGCUGGGUGGGUUAGACCCACAAAGUCCUGCAUCUUGGCAGAAGUUAGACUAGAUGAACUUUGCUAGAGGCGGCUAGUUAUAUUGGCCUGUGGUGCCCGGGCUCCAGCAAAUUCAGGACCCCAGGGGGACCCAGCUCCGCUAAUGCUCAGGACAGAGCUUCUCCUCUGGCCCUGCCUGCUGCCCCCGCGUGCCUCCCUCGAGCAUCCCUGCCUGCCCCGUGCAGCUCCGUGCUGCGCUCCCUAACCGGCUGCUGCCACUGAAGGCUACAAGGGAAUGGCGCCAGGGGCCGGCUGAGGCGGCUGCUGUGCCUGUGGAGGGAGGAGGCGCAUGGCAGCCUUCCUCAUCCCCCACCCCCUGGCAGGUGAUUCUGAGUCGAAUUUGAUGGGGGGGAGGGGUUUAUCCUGGCUGGAUCUCCUAAGCAGAAGCCUGGUGGGGCUUGGGUGAGUGUCUUGUCCCUGUGGUGAAUCCUCCCCUCUGGUCCCCCAUCCAGCAUGCCUGUUGCACCCCAAACUCUUCAUCCCUGGCCCAGCUCCACACCCUGCACC
Gopherus evgoodei (Goodes thornscrub tortoise) is the source of this 3659-nucleotide messenger RNA. RefSeq names its product cilia- and flagella-associated protein 251-like. The record is from RefSeq and is a predicted model, not a curated record. The transcript is spliced from 5 exons. The coding region runs from base 1 to 1266 and encodes 421 amino acids. Lineage: Eukaryota; Metazoa; Chordata; Testudines; Testudinidae.